AUGGACGGCCUGCGCCAGCGCUUCGAGCACUUUCUGGAACAAAGGAACUUGGCCGCCGAAGCGCUAAGGGCGCUCGAAGCCAAGACAGGUGUCGACAAGCGGUACUUAGCCACGGGAGCCGCCACUCUGCUAAGCCUGUAUCUUCUGUUCGGCUUCGGGGCGUCUCUACUGUGCAAUGUAAUCGGAUUUGUGUACCCAGCAUAUGCUUCAAUCAAAGCUAUCGAGAGCCCAAGCAAAGAAGACGACACUGUGUGGCUCACCUACUGGGUGGUGUAUGGACUGUUCGGGCUGGCCGAGUUCUUCAGCGACCUACUCCUGUCCUGGUUCCCUUUCUACUACGCGGGCAAGGUUCCGGAGACUAGGGUUCAGCCCGUCACUGUGUGCGUACCUUCAUCUGGAGCAGAUGUGGCCAAGCUGUACCCCAAAGUGGUCCCGCCAGUGCCCCCUGUGACCCGCAUGUAA
Puma concolor (puma) is the source of this 462-nucleotide messenger RNA. The record is from RefSeq and is a predicted model, not a curated record. NCBI's taxonomy places the organism in Eukaryota, Metazoa, Chordata, Mammalia, Carnivora, Felidae.